AUGCCAUCCAUGGCAAAGGUGAUUGCUGCUGGCGGUAUAAUGGAUGACUACUUCCUACAAAUUUCCAAAACUUACGGGAUGGUUUUCCGUGUCUUUUUGUGGAAUAAUGUUUUUGUUAUUGUCUUAGAUCCAGAAUGCAUUAAGGAUGUUCUGGUUACAGGAAAUCACCAGAAAUCCAAACGGAUAUAUUCAAGAUUGACAAACUUAUUUGGUACAAGGUUUUUGGGACAGGGACUCGAAGCACAGAUUGAUAAUAAACACUGGGUGGUGCAGCGGAAACAUUUUGACCAAUGGUUCAAACCACACUACGUUCGACAAUUUGCAUCUGAAUUCAACGAGUUCGCGAAUCAAUUUACAGAGUACCUGAAUACCUAUGCGGACGGCAAGACGGAAAUACACACGUUAGAUACUUUCAACAAACUGACGAUGCAUCUGCUGUACAAGGUAGCAUUCAAUGUCGAUAUGGGCCCGUUACUAGGAGAAAACCAUCCCUUUGUGACGAAAAUGAAGACAGCCUUAUUAGGAAUUUCUGUGUCUAAUAAGAAUCCUUUCGUAGCCAAAUCUUGCUACAACUGGUAUUUUUUAAAUAGUUAUCUAACAGGACAGGAAACCUCUGCCAGCACCAUGAGUUGCAUGCUUUUUCUUCUUGGACAGAAUCCAGGAUGUUACAAAAGGUUACAAAUAGAGAUUGAUGAAAAUGUUGGCGCAGUGUCAGUGAUCACCCUGAAUGAGCUUGAGAAGUUACCCUACCUAGAUAUGGUGUUGAAGGAAACACUGAGGCUUUACCCUGUGGCUAAGGCAACCUUUCGCGAGACAGCCAGUGACUACAAUCUCGGCGGUCACCUCAUCCCCGGUGGUACUGACAUGUUUGUUAGUUUCUACGCGACCUCCAGGUCGGAGCAAAAUGUGAGAAACCCCACAGAGUUUUUGCCAGAACGAUUUCACAGCGACAGCUCAGAGAGCUUCAGUAAAUAUGCCUCCACACCAUUCUCAGCCGGACCCCACACGUGUAUUGGGAGAAAAUUUGCAGAGAUAGAGAUGAAAAUCAUGAUUGCCAAGAUCAUACAAAAUUUCGACUUUGAACUGAUUCCCGGCCAAACCUGUGAACUAACUGACUCUGUAACUUUAUUUCCGAAAGAUGGCGUCAAGUGUUUCUUUCGCCAAAGGAAAACGGCGUAG
Molecule: messenger RNA, 1179 nt
Organism: Mizuhopecten yessoensis (Yesso scallop)
Lineage: Eukaryota; Metazoa; Mollusca; Bivalvia; Pectinida; Pectinidae
Product: cytochrome P450 4e3-like
Exons: 11
Coding region: 1-1179 (392 amino acids)
Biological process (GO): cholesterol catabolic process
Molecular function (GO): cholesterol 24-hydroxylase activity; heme binding; iron ion binding
Source: RefSeq, a predicted model, not a curated record